This is a messenger RNA of Phacochoerus africanus (Common warthog), 8040 nucleotides long. It is a transcript of the gene ADAM12, whose product is annotated as ADAM metallopeptidase domain 12. NCBI's taxonomy places the organism in Eukaryota, Metazoa, Chordata, Mammalia, Artiodactyla, Suidae. Gene Ontology annotation, biological process: proteolysis. Gene Ontology annotation, molecular function: metalloendopeptidase activity. The coding region runs from base 337 to 3075 and encodes 912 amino acids. The transcript is spliced from 23 exons. The record is from RefSeq and is a predicted model, not a curated record.
UCCAUUUCACAGGCCUGCCUUCUCUCCCUAACGAUCUUCCUCGUCCCCGGGCCAACUCGGACAGUUUGCUCUUUUAUUGCAACGGUCAAGGCUGGCUCGUGCCAGAACAGCGCGCGCGCGCACACGCACACAGACACGCCGGGGAAAACUUUUUUAAAAAAAUGAAAGCCUAGGCGAGCUCCUCGGCGGCCGGGCGCUGCGCGAGGGCUUCGGAGUUGCCUCCCUGCAGCAGGAAAUCCCUCGGGUCGCGACGCCCGGCCCCCGCUCGGCGCCCGCGUGGGAUGGUGCAGCGCCCGCCGCCCGGCCCGAGAGCUGCUGCACUGAAGGCCGGCGACGAUGGCAGCACGCCCGCCGCCCGCGCCCCCCGCCCGCGCCCUCCUGCUCGCCCUGGCCGGGGCUCUGCUCGCGCCGCGCGCGGCCCGAGGGGUGAACUUGGGGAGCGGAUUCCCACCUUCUGUGCAAGGGGGAGGAGCUUAUGAAGUGGUCAGUGCCUCGCUUUUGAACGGUGACCCCUGGACCCCAAGGAAGAAUUCGGACUCAAAGAAUCAUCCAGAAGAGUUGCAUUUUCGAAUACAACUGGAAAGCAAAGAACUGAUCGUAAAGCUGGAAAGAAACGAAGGUCUCAUUGCUGGCAGUUUCUCAGAAACCCACUAUCAGCAAGACGGCACUGAUGUCUCCCUCAUCCGAAAUUACACGGGUCACUGUUACUACCAUGGACACGUGCAAGGGUAUCCUGGUUCCACGGUCAGUCUCAGCACUUGUUCUGGUCUCAGGGGACUUAUUACCUUUGGAAAUAGCACCUAUGUCUUGGAGCCAAUGAAAAAUGCAACCAACAGAUACAAGUUCUUUCCAGUGGAGAACCUGCGGAGCACCUGGGGUGCCUGUGCAUCACAUUCCAACAUGUCAGGCUUCGUCGGGCACCACAGACUCCCACCACCCUCCCAGACACGGACAAGGCAUAAAAGAGAAACCCUCAAGAUGACCAAGUAUGUAGAGCUGGUUAUUGUGGCAGACAACAGAGAGUUUCAGAGGCAAGGAAAAGAUCUGGAAAAAGUUAAGCAGCGAUUAAUAGAGAUCGCUAAUCACGUUGACAAGUUUUACAGACCGCUGAACAUCCGAAUAGUGCUGGUGGGCGUGGAGGUGUGGAAUGACAUCGACAAGUGCUCGAUAAGUCAGGACCCUUUCACGAGCCUCCAUGAGUUUCUGGACUGGAGAAAGAUGAAGCUUCUACCUCGAAAAUCUCAUGACAACGCACAGCUGAUCAGUGGAGUUUAUUUUCAAGGGACCACCAUCGGCAUGGCACCCAUCAUGAGCAUGUGCACAGCAGAACAGUCGGGGGGGAUCGUUAUGGACCAUUCAGACAGUCCCCUAGGCGCGGCCGUGACGCUGGCACAUGAGCUGGGCCACAAUUUCGGGAUGAACCAUGACACACUGGAGAGGGGCUGUAGCUGCAAAACGGCUGCUGACAAAGGAGGUUGCAUCAUGAACCCUUCAACCGGGUACCCGUUCCCCGUGGUGUUCAGCAGCUGCAGCCGGAAGGACCUGGAGGCCAGCCUGGAGAAGGGCAUGGGCGUGUGUCUUUUCAACCUGCCAGAGGUGCAGCCGUCCUUCGGGGGCCAGAAGUGCGGGAAUGGAUACGUGGAAGAGGGCGAGGAGUGCGACUGUGGGGAGCCGGAGGAGUGUGUGAAUCUCUGCUGCAACGCCACCACCUGUACCCUGAAGCCAGAUGCUGUCUGUGCACAUGGGCUGUGCUGUGAAAACUGCCGGCUGAAACCCGCGGGAACGGCCUGCAGGGAAUCCAGCAACUCGUGCGACCUCCCGGAGUUCUGCACGGGGGCCAGUCCGCACUGUCCCGCCAACGUGUACCUGCACGACGGGCACCCGUGUCAGGGGGUGGACGGCUACUGCUACAAUGGCAUCUGCCAGACCCACGAGCAGCAGUGCGUCACCCUCUGGGGACCAGGUGCUAAACCCGCCCCUGGGAUCUGCUUCGAGAGAGUCAACUCUGCAGGUGACCCUUACGGCAACUGCGGCAAAGACUCCAAGAGUUCCUUUGCCAAGUGCGAGAUGAGAGAUGCUAAAUGUGGAAAAAUCCAGUGUCAAGGAGGUGCCAGCCGGCCAGUCAUUGGUACCAAUGCUGUUUCCAUAGAGACCAAUAUCCCACUGCAGGAAGGAGGUCGGAUUCUGUGCCGUGGGACACACGUGUAUCUGGGCGAUGACAUGCCGGACCCAGGGCUUGUGCUUGCCGGCACAAAGUGUGCAGUUGGAAAAAUCUGCCUCAACCGUCGCUGUCAGAAUGUCAGUGUCUUUGGAGUUGACGAGUGUUCGAUGCGGUGCCACGGCAGAGGGGUAUGUAACAACAGGAAGAACUGCCACUGCGAGGCCCACUGGGCACCUCCCUUCUGUGACAAGUUCGGCUUUGGAGGAAGCACAGACAGCGGCCCCGUCCGGCAGGCAGAUAACCAAGGUUUAACUAUAGGAAUCCUGGUGACCAUCCUGUGUCUUCUUGCUGCUGGAUUUGUCGUUUAUCUCAAAAGGAAGACACUGAUACAGCUGCUGUUUACAGAUAAGAAAAGCACCCUUGAAAAGCUCAGGUGUGUGCGCCCUUCCCGGCCAGCCAGUGGCUCCCGUCCUGCUCAGGCUCACCUCACCCACCUCAGCAAAGGCCUGAUGAGGAAGCCGCCACCUUCCAGCACACCCAGGGACAGCCCCAGGAGAUUGCCGCAGUGUCAGCACGUGGACAUCAGCAGGCCCCUGCAAACCCUUGGCGUCCCUCGGCCCAGCUCUCCUCAGCGAGUGCUCCCGCCCCUCCACCAGGCUCCUCGGGUGCCCUGCGUCCCUGCCAGGCCCCUGCCAGCCAACCCCACCCUCAGACAGGCCCAGGGAACUCGUAAGCCAAACCCUCCUCAGAAGCCUCUGCCUGCAGAUCCUUUGAGCAAGACGACCCGGCUCACUGGCGCCUCCACCAGGACCCCGGGACAGCAGGAGUCUGCGCUCCGCCUGGUGCCCAUCAGACCUGCUCCGAAACAGCCCCAUCAAGUGCCCAGAUCUACCCACCUCGCCUCUGCCAAGUGAGAAGCAAGCCCACACCUUUUUUUCAACAGUGAAGACAGAAGUUUGCACUAUCUCUCAACUCCAGUUGGAGUUAUUUUUAGUACCAACUUUUAGGAUUUUUUUUUUUUUUUAAUGUUUAAAACACCACGAUUUGAAGAACUUUGAGCUACUGCCGUCGGUGCUGUGCUGUGCUAUGGUGCUCUGUAUACUUGCUCAGGUACUUGUAAAUUAUUAAUUUAUGCAGAAUGCUCAUUACAGCGCAGUGCACUGUAAUGGGCAUGGGGGUUUUUUGUUUUGUUUUUUAACCAUCACUUGAGUUUUCCAUGGAAGGAAGGCUUGUUGUGCUUUUAAUAGUUGAGUGAACUUGAAAAACCAUGCUUUGAUGGGAUUCUGGACAGGAUGUUUACUUUUGGAUGGAGGCUUUAUAUGAGAACAGUUCCCCAGCUACCCAUGGGUGUGGUUAUGGUACCAGACACAGCUCAAGAGACCCCAGGUAGAACCCUGCGUUAUUUUUUUUUUUCCCCCUGGAACCCCUGAUCUCAGGCCAGAGCCUGGCUUCCAGUGCAGGCUGUGCCUGGCUUUCAGGAAGAGCCAGGGCCCCAUCACAGCUGAGAGGCUGGCCCACCAGGACUGCCCCUUCAGCACUCCAGGGCAGCAGGAAAGGACCUGGCUUCUGGCCGGGAAGCUUUGGCGAGGAUCUGGGUUUGCAGAAAGGAAUUCCAAGGUGUGGCCACUCCAGGAUGGAGACUGGAAGUGAGGCCAGAAAGAAACUUGACCUGGAGCUCAGCGGCCAUGAGCACACAUUUGGAGAGCAGGCAGAGAAGGUUGCUUUAUAGAAACCCCAAGAACUUCUUUUCCCAGCUGCCCCUCAUAGAGGGCAUCGGCCCCUUGUUUAGAGCGAGAAUGGGAGCCAUUCUACCAGACAGCUACUGCCCAAGCCCUGCAACCCUCCGUCUCCUUGGACUGUUCGUACGUAGCUAAACAAAUUACCACCUUGUCUUAACACAGUGAUUCUGUGUUCAGACAGACAGAUGAGGCUUUCCAUGGGACCGUAACUAUUUUCAGAUGUGAACCAGCAAACCGGAUCUAGUACAUCAGCUCUCUAGAUAAAAAUCUCCUUUCAUUGCAAGGUUCAGCUUAUUAAAAAUUAGGCAGAAUCCCCACACUUGCCGAAACUGCAGCCAUGAUGGAGUGCUGUGAUCACUGGGAUAAAGCUUGUGUCUGCGAGCCUUGUGAGCAUAUGCUGGACAAAGAAACCUAAGUCGCUAGUAGGUUCUCUUGGGGGCAUCCUGUUUUCCCAGCUUGGCUGCAGGCAUCUUUGAAAGAGGCUUUUAGCGUAAAGUCUGAAUCCAUUUCUGAAGCACUUGCAACCCAUCUGCUGAGCACCGUGGACUGUGAGAAGAACACCAAAUUCCUAGUCCUUAAUAUUCAGGAAAUGCAGUCUUGGGCAGAAGCCCCUUCCACCUUCCCUCUUCACAUGUCUGACUGGGGAGCCGUUUUCACAGGGUCCUCUCGAAGAUGCCUGUAUCCAAGGGCAGGAAUAUCACAGAAUUACUCAGACAAGGUGAAAUGCCAUGAUGCCUCUGUCUUCUGAAGGUGGGGUCACAUGGGACUCGUUUCCACCUUAGGAAGCAGUUGACACCAGUUCCACAAUUCACCCUGUUUUUGACAGAGACGCCAUCUAGGGUCAUGCCAGUGGUUUUUCUAUGCCUUGAAGCAGAAAGACAAAACGUACCAAGCAUCUCGGCUUGCCUUCCAGAAAACAAGAGUGCAUUUAACUCUCCCCCAGUUCCCACCGUAUCUAGGCAACACGGGACUCGCGAUCGGGGAUCCCCUCAACAAACCCGUGUCCCCAGCACACACGCAAGGGAACUCAGCUCUGAUACAUUCCAACCCUUACAGCAACUGUUUAUCAUGCCAUUAUCAGCGUCUUACAGCUAUAAAGCCACGUUAGAAAAUACGACUGCUGAUGAGGACCUGCAGAAUGGCUGUAACUGGUAUUAUAUUGGUAAUUCUAUCAAGGCCAAAACACACGCUGUUGAAAAGUUCACAGACUUUGUAUGGUGCAUCACGUGUGGCUGUUGCCUUUGUAGAGGCCCAGAUCCUCAGAUCAGCAUCGUAACCCCUUUCGGUGCAAGGAAGAGGAUGUGAACUUUUUUUUUUUUUUUUUUGGUCUCUUCUUGACCGUAAUUCCUGUGCUUCUCUUCCCGAGAAGCAGGAGGAGUUUGGUAUCAGAGGUGGCUAACGCUGUGAGCUCACACCUCAUCAUCAAUGGCCGCUUGGGGGCCACGGCUGAUGACACAGUCUUAUCUCUGCAGUCCUCGGUGCUUUUAUAGAGCCAUGCAAUUUAUUUGCUGGAAAAGAACAUAUUUAAACCUAAUAGCCCCUGACAGGCCACAGAUAAUAUUAUUGAAGAGACGAUACUUCCAAAUGCAGGAUCUAUCAAAUGAAGCCUAUCUAGCAAUAACUUUCAUUUUCAUAUAUCUUAGGAAAGGAGCCAAUAGCCAGGUUGUUGGGGGGAAGGGAGGUAGUCCUCCCCCCCCCCCCCGCCGGCCUUUUUUUAUAUCCUCAUAGAUGAUAGCAACUACAAUCAAUACUUAUAUUUCAACACCAGUCUAUUUUUAAUAUUUUUUAAACUGUAUAGGCAGGAGUGGUGGCAUUGAUGUGCGGCCAGAAGGCCCUCGCUGAGAGUCAGCGUGCCUGACACAGAGGUGGCCCUGAGAAUCGUCACUGCCCUUCUUCCUCUGUCUUGUUACAGCCGUAGGUUCUCGGACCCCGCUUUCUUGGGAAAUAGACAGCCAAACUUCCAGGCAUCCUAGUGACAUGUUUUAUCUCGUGAAAUUUUGUGUAAGUUUGUUUUCCUGACACAUGGAAUCAGAUGUGUAGCAACCAAGAGAAACAAUGCCUAACAUUUUCCAUUGUCAAAAUAUGCACACACAGCCUGCACUUCCCAGUGUGAAUUUUUCCAGCUUACACAUGUGGGAUGACAUCACAGAAACCGCAAGAGCCACAGUUUCAACUGCAUGAGAAUAAAUACUCCCGACCCGUCUCAAAGGGGACGUUUUUAUGCCUUCUUAACUUUAUUAGGAAUUCUCAGGCUGAAACCACGAGCCAUUGUUCUCUGGCAAAUCAAUGCAGAACAUCAGCAGCUCCCCCCAAAGAAAAACAGCGCGGACACUGCGCUGCGGCCGAGGUUUCGGAGGAGCCCACCAUCUCCCACGGUGCUAACAGGAGCUGGUGCUGGGCCGCCUAGAAUGUUCCAGCAAUGCUCCAGCCCCCUUCUAUGGGCCCUCAACUGCUGUUUACAAAGCGCUCUGAGCCACUGAGACCCCGCCAGCAAGAGGGCACGGUGCCUGGGCAGGAACCUGACCCCUUUUCGGGUUUUGAUCGUGAGGUUUAUUUCACUGAAAACUUCCCUAGGUGUUUGAGGGGCAGAAGGCCCAGGGCAGACGGCCUGGUGAGCCUUCCUGGCUGUUAUCAAAAUGGCCCUGGCAAAACACAAGUCCCCCAGAUAAGCUCUACCCCCAAGGGUCUCCCAGGGCCGGUGCUCACUCCCCGGGCGUGACUCAGGCUGUAGAAUCUACACACCACGGCUGGCUGGUGGGGAACGUGGCAGCCAGGUGCCACCUGUCCUCCUCGCCAGGGCUCAUGAGUGGGCCAUAAACACACAUGGACACAGGCAGCCUAGGCUAGGACAUCUCCCUGCCUCUCUCUCUCUCUCAGACACAAGUUCCUUUCCCAGGUCAAAUCCAAUGCUGACGCCUCCACAAUCCCCGACCAGUCUCUGCAUGUGUAGCUACUUGCAGCUAAAGUGGUGAUGCAGCAGCAAGGGGCCACCCCACAAGUGCACCCACUGGCUGCCCAAAGCCCAGCCUCCUCCAGCUGCACAGCGCAGAAUGACCCACCUGCUCCCGCAGCAGAAUCCCUCCCAGAGGCACCUCCCACCUAAAGACAUUCCAAUGUACCUGUGAUUACAAAAUUCCCAUGACUCACUCUGUGCUUCCUGUUGGCAUCUGUUUCUCUUAAACCUACUUGAAAGCUCUGAUGGUCACCCCAGUAGCAACACUCUAAGAAUGAUUCGGGAGCCCCGAGCGGAGAACUGUCUCUGCGGUGAUGCUCUCUCCCAGAAGCCACUCAGCUGCACGUGAAUGAAACGUUUCCCUGCUUUGCACACAGAAAGUCCCCUCUUCACUUUUGGGAAGGCAGUGGCAGCUUGCAGUCCAGCCUGUCCCAUAGGAGAAAAGCUCGGAGAAGAAACACUGCAUCUAAAAUUGUUCCAAUAGCCAACGAGUGAUAGCGACAGCCAGAUGGAACACAAUGAAAGGAACUCGCAGUGCGAUUCGGCUCCUCUAGGUUGAAUACUCUGUAACCAACCCUGAGUUUCCACACCAUCUUCAACAAACGUGUCCUGUAAUUGUCCUUCCAAAAGCUACUUUAGUCCUUAAUUCACAUUUGUAAUUCAGGCAGAAGAAUAAAUAUCAUGUGAUCAUUUUAGUUGGAUGAAGAAGUGGGUUUAUGUUCAUGGUCAUGGCCUAUAAGCAAGUACUUAAGGAGGAAGGACAGUGAUAGAAAAAGUACCUCCAUCUAGAAUGAGAAAAUCCCCAGAGUCCAAGGCAGGACAGGUGGCAGCAGAGUUCCUUGCUCUCUCAUACCCUCUGUUUGGUCAGACGGGGCCGCAGAAAGGAAGGUCCACUGUUUGAAUGUGUGGCACAUACAGUGUAACUCUUUCAAACUUGUCUGCAGGCUAUUCAGCACAGUGCAAAGUUAUAGCAACUAAACCAGUACAUUCAUUUUAUAGCGCUUCAUCCAUUUAUAAUGCUUUGGUUUGCUCAUUUUUUUUCACAUACCUUCUUAUGUUACAGUCUGUUACUUUUGUACACAUUUCUCAUUUCGAGGGCCUACAGGUGACACAACCUGCUUAUUUCCAUAGAAAAAGUCAUUGUUACAGAUAUUAUAUCCAAUAAAUGGUAUACAGGUCAAGAUAAA